AUGUUUAAUCGUACAUUACGUGAUGAAAAUCGUGCAAAACUUGCGCCAUUUCAUCAGUAUUUUAAUUUAUUUAUGUCUGUAUUUAAUAAACUGCCGUCGAUUCAAGAUCGUGUGUGGCGUGGUGAAACAGGUGACUGGGGAGAUCAAUAUAAGCAAGGUACAGUUCACGUGUGGUGGGGUGUUAGUUCAUGUACUGACAUGAUUCAUGUUACCGGCGAUUUUCUUGAUCAAACAAAGAAACGUACAUUGUUCAAUAUUAAAUGUAUAACUGGGAAAAUAAUAAAAAAUCAUUCUGAAUUUCCAGAUGAAAGCGAAACAGUCUUACCGCCUGGAACAUAUUUAAAAGUAAAAUCGUCACUCAAGGCUACUAGGUAG
This is a messenger RNA of Rotaria sp. Silwood1, 375 nucleotides long. The record is from the annotation of a GenBank genome assembly. NCBI's taxonomy places the organism in Eukaryota, Metazoa, Rotifera, Eurotatoria, Philodinida, Philodinidae.